GAAGACGAGCGCAAGUGGAGGAAGAAUGUUCCUGUCACUCCCUACGAUGACCGUGCUCGUCCCACUCUUGUCUUUGGCGGGUCUGUUUUACUCGGCCAGCGUGGACGAAAACUUUCCCCAGGGCUGCACUAGCACAAGCAGCUUAUGUUUCUACAGCCUGCUCCUUCCGGUUACCAUCCCAGUUUAUGUGUUCUUCCACCUUUGGACCUGGAUGGGCCUUAAACUCUUCCGCCACAACUAGGUUAGGCUCGGAAGUGCGUCGG
Molecule: messenger RNA, 263 nt
Organism: Podarcis muralis (Common wall lizard)
Lineage: Eukaryota; Metazoa; Chordata; Lepidosauria; Squamata; Lacertidae
Gene: PIGY
Product: phosphatidylinositol glycan anchor biosynthesis class Y
Biological process (GO): GPI anchor biosynthetic process
Cellular component (GO): glycosylphosphatidylinositol-N-acetylglucosaminyltransferase (GPI-GnT) complex
Source: RefSeq, a predicted model, not a curated record